Aspergillus pseudotamarii is the source of this 2531-nucleotide messenger RNA. RefSeq names its product Zn(II)2Cys6 transcription factor. The coding region runs from base 150 to 1898 and encodes 582 amino acids. Gene Ontology annotation, molecular function: DNA-binding transcription factor activity, RNA polymerase II-specific; zinc ion binding; transcription cis-regulatory region binding. Gene Ontology annotation, biological process: positive regulation of transcription by RNA polymerase II. Gene Ontology annotation, cellular component: nucleus. The record is from RefSeq and is a predicted model, not a curated record. The transcript has a single exon. NCBI's taxonomy places the organism in Eukaryota, Fungi, Ascomycota, Eurotiomycetes, Eurotiales, Aspergillaceae.
UUUUGGCCUCUCCUCAACUUUCCAGAUUGGUUCCUGCCAAGAGUGUGGGGAAAGAAAAAAAGGAUCCACUGGAUCCUCAACUAUUAAAUUGAAUAAUUCCCGACUUUAUCCCUGAAGAAAUUCCGCAUUUGCCACAAAGGUGUGCCACCAUGACUCCUAAACCGCGUUCUAAAACCUUCACAGGAUGCUGGACAUGUCGGUCUCGCCGUGUAAAGUGCGAUGAGCAGCGGCCCAACUGUCAACGGUGUCAUCGCAGUGGACGGACAUGCCAAGGGUAUGGUGUGCGGUUGGGAUGGACCAAUGCCCCGGGAACUGCAAUACAGCGUCGGCUGCUGCGCUCUUCAUCUAGGGCUGCGUCGGAGUUGUCGCCGUCUGCUGUAACAACACUUUUGAGUGACUUGGACCAUUCGUCGGGGAAAGCGAUCGCUCAGCGAGGGCCGUUUUCGGUCUUUUCAGUCUCUGUGUCGGAAGACUUAAGUCGAAAUAUACGGGUCUAUAGUCCCCGCGAGUCAUCGACGGAGACCUCUGACAGCUUUCGUCCAUAUCAACACGACCUCUCCGUACCAUCGCAUCCAAAGGCAUCGCUGAGGGUGCAGCAGUUAUCCUUUCCGGAGCCUCCGAAAUGCGUCCCGGGCGAAGAUGCCCUCAGUGAGAUUGGCCAGACAACACCAAACCUAUCACUGAUGGAACGUAGGCGAUCCUCUGAUAUUUGCGCAGCAUCCACACAUAACAAGGCUCGGGGGUACUUAGAAAAGACCCGCAUCCCAUCCUCGCUAAAUCCUACGGAUAUGGCUAACCCUGAAAUCGAAUUGAUCCAUCAUUGGGUCGUCUUCCUUAGCGGAAACCUGAUCCUGAUCGACUUGGCUGACAAUCCAUGUCGCACGGUUUUCAUGCCACUGGCUCUCAAGGGACUGAACUCUUCCUCGGCAGAGUCUAACAUGCACCGUGCUGUCUUCCAUGGACUGUGUGCAGCUUCCGCUUUUAGUCUAUCUCAUCUUCGCAGCGAGUCCAAGUACCAGUCUCUUGCGGUUCAGCAUGACCAGCAAGCUCUACAACAUCUGAGACAGAACCUUCGUCCUGGAAGCCGACUAGACGAGACAACUCUUGUUGCUGUGCUAACGUGUAUCGCGGCUGAAGCCAUGUCUGGGCGGCGCAGCCGAUGGAGAGCUCACGUUCUUGGCGGGUUGGGAAUGUUGGAAAAUGAGCUUGAUGGCGAGUGGCUGCAGUCACCAACAGCGGCACGCUUACUUCAGAGCUACUUGUCUCUCUCAUCACUGUGCAAUUUCCGGAUGUCGGCUCAGUUGUUGGCGUUGCUGAAACAGCUUCCGAAUAUACAGAACUAUCUAGAGCGGUCGCAUGGUGUCUCACAAUCACUCGUACAAUUUCUAGCGGACAUGUCUGCCCUCAGGGAGUCACCGGGUCAGACCACAGUUGCGGAACUGGACCAUCUGGAGCUGCAGCUUUAUCUCCAAUUUCCCAGCUUGCAUUUGCAGGAAACACCCGAGUCAAUUGUCAUCCAGCAUGCCCUAAACUCAUUCUACUACGCAACAGUUAUCUACUUUCGCCGUACCCUUCGCCGUGUCCCUGUGACAGAUGUUCAAGACCUUGUGGAGAAAGCGGUCCACGAUCUUGAAGCCGCUGAGGCUCUUACUCACAGGAAAGGUGGAUGUGCCUAUAAUUGGGCAAGCUUCGUGGUCGCCGCAGAAUGCAGCCGACCAGAUCUGCAAGAGAGGAUGCUUGUUUUAUUCGAUCGUAAACGUCGUCACGGAAUCAAGAACAUCCAAUCAUUGUGCGAAAUCGUUACGACAUUGUGGCAACGGCGAGCAUCUGCGCCUGGAGUAGACAUUCAUUGGGAGGAGAUUGCUAACGAGGCUGAUUAUGAUAUCAUGCUAGUAUGACUACGUUGCAGAUGACAAGAAGUUGCACGUGUCCGUACCGGUUCAUAAAGUGUAUCCGCCAUCCACCACCAACGCAGUACCACACACAAAACUGCUCAUGGGCGAGGCAAGAUAGAGGAUGGAGUCCGCAAUCUCUUCAGGAUCGGCGGGACGACCUAAUGGAGUUUUUUCGAACUCGCUGUUCAUUGAACCGCUUUCAAUCCCCGCACGGAUGAUAGGUGUGUUGACAUAACUGGAUCAUUAGUGUUGGACAUAGUCAGCAGAAGGGCGAAGAUACGUACCCGGGACAAAUGGCAUUGAUGCGUAUCUCAUCCUUGCCGUACGUUUUGGCGUCCUAUGAUUGUGAGUCUAUAUGCCAAGAAAAACCAAGACAGAUAGGGAAUUGCAUAUACCAGUUUGGUGAUUCCGACGACAGCUGGUUCUCUUAGCAUCUCACGGGGGUUACAAGGCUAUGAAUCUCAGUGGAACUUACCAUGCUUGGCAGCAGUGUAUGGAAUGAUUCCGAAGUUUGCCGGGGGAGUAGCGAUGCCAUACAUCGAGGACAGGUUAAUGAUUACUCCGCGACCUUCACGGACACCUCGCGAUCUAACAAAUCAGCGAAACCGAACUGGGCCAAAUGGCAACUAUGAGACC